GGUAGACCAUUCUAAUCAGGGUUUCUCUUUCUCAAGCAAAAGAGGAUCCAAGCAACUGACAAACUGUCACGGAAUCUGCCGGAUCUCAUGCUGGCCUUGCCCCCUCUCUCCAUCUCCUGAGUGUUUCCCCCUCCUCACAGGCUGUGAGCCCAUUCCUAGGAAACUAAAGGUGGGGGACUCCUGGUCCACAGCCAGCCUCGGCCUGCUGAGCUGAUCCAAGUGGCCUGCCUGUUCCCCCUGGUGGCCUGAUGACAGAGCUUCAUGGAGGUAUCCUCCAGACCCUCCUCCAACAUCGAUCCAGACAACUAUGUUGAAGUAAAUGAUUUGGCCAUCCACAUACCCUCUAAAGUGGUGAUACAAGAUAUUACUAUGGAGCUACACUGCUCACUGUGUAAUGACUGGUUUCAUGAUCCACUGAUGCUAAGCUGUGGCCACAACUUCUGCCAAGCCUGUAUCCAAAACUUUUGGAAGUUGAAAGCAAAGGAAACAUUUUGUCCUGAGUGUAAGAGGCUAAGUCAAUAUAGCAACUGUACAUUCAACCUUGUGCUGGAGAAGCUGGUAGAGAAGAUUAAGAAAUUACACCUGCUCAAGGGCAAUCCACAGUGUCCAGAGCAUGGAGAGAAUCUGAAACUGUUCAGCAAGCCAGAUGGGAAAUUGAUCUGCUUCCAAUGCAAGGAUGCACGGUUGUCUAUGGGGCAGUCUAAGGAGUUCCUGCAAAUCACUGAUGCUGUCCGUUUCUUUACGGAGGAGCUUGCCAUUCAUCAGGGUCAACUGGAGUCUACCCUGAAGGAACUUCAGUCUCUGAAAAACAUGCAGAAGGAUGUAAUUGCUGAUUCCAAGGAAAACAAGGUACAUCUGCAGCAACACAUUUCCCUGGAGUUUCUAAAGCUGCAUCAGUUCCUGCACAGCAAAGAAAAGGACAUUCUAAAUGACCUCCAGGAAGAGGGGAAAGCCUUGAGUGAGGAGAUGGAGCUGAAUCUGAACCAGCUUCAGGAGCAGUGUCUCCUUGCCAAAGACAUGUUGGAGAGCAUUCAGACACGGAUGGAACAGCAAAACUCCUUCGACUUCCUGAAAGACAUCAACAAUUUUUUGGACAGCUUGGAACAAGGAAUGAGGGCACUGACACCCAGACAGCUUAUCUCCAGAAAGCUGAACCUAGGCCAGUUCAAAGGUCCCAUCCAGUACAUGGCAUGGAGGGAAAUGCAGUCCACUCUCUCUCCAGGCCUGUCUGCAUUAACUCUGGACCCUAAAACAGCUCACCCAAAUCUGGUGCUAUCCAAAGCCCGGACCAGUGUGUGGCACGGUGACGUUAAGCAGUGGCGGAAGGCGGGACGAUCAGCGAUUCGCGGGCCGCGGACUUCUUGUUCAGCUGUGACGCCUCGCACCCUGACACGCUGAGGGUCUUGCUGUUCAGCCCAGGCUGGCCUGGAACUCACCAUCCACCUGCUUCUGCAUCCCCGAUGCUGGGAUCACCGUGCACCAAGCCCAGCUUCACAGCAUCUUUUCAAUAUCAAACUCUACCUCUCAUGAAUCUGUCGGUGGCCAGAUACCAUGGAUCAGGACUCCAUAAUUGUUGCUAUUUUAUUAAUUAAUGUGUUUAUGUGUUGCCAGCACUGGGGUUUGAACUCAGUGUCUCCCACUUGCUAGGCAAACGCUCUACCACUUGAGUCAUGCCCCCAUCCCUUUUUGUGUUGGUUAUUAUUGAGUUAGGAUCUUGUAUUUUUGCCCUGUCCGGCUACAGGACUGAUCCUUCUUCCUGUGCCUCUUGAGUGAUAGAGUUAGCUUGGAAACACGCAGGUGUUGAGGACUACAGGUGUGAGCCACCUGUCAGGCUAAUUGUUGAACCUUAACAAUUACCCUCUGCUCAGAUUGUCAUGGUAACUUUCUAAGAGAUUGCUCUGCCUGGAAUCUGCCCACUGCCAUUUCCCUUCACCCUCCUCUUCAGAUUAUGUUAAAAACAGAUCUGCUCAUGGC
Molecule: messenger RNA, 1974 nt
Organism: Castor canadensis (American beaver)
Lineage: Eukaryota; Metazoa; Chordata; Mammalia; Rodentia; Castoridae
Source: RefSeq, a predicted model, not a curated record